CUCUUCUCACAGUCUCUCUCUCUGUCUACACCCCCUCCCUCUCUACAGCCAGAUCUGGGCUGAUCUGGGCUGGUCCCUGUGGCUUUUAUUUUGAUUCUGCUCUCACGUGCGUCAGGAAGUGCUGAGUCUUGUGGUCACUUGACCAUUCUGAGCCUCUCCCUCUCUAUCUGCAGCCAGUCUGUGACCUUGUCUCACUGGGAUCACACGGAAUAUUUGCCACCUCUGCCACUCAGACCCCUUUGCAACAGCUGUCAAACAAUGGAUACCCUGCUCAAGGCUGUACUGGGAGUCAUCAUCUUUUGCUCCAUGUGGACUGGUUCCGCGGGAAAGAUUGCCUACACGGUUGAGAAACUCUCCCCCACGGGCAGUCCCUGUCAGUUGGAGUUGAGAUGCGCUAUCCAGGGACAAGCAACAAAAUUCCACUGGUACCGAGGUAGCACCAAAAUAUCUGACGACAGCAGGCACCGUGUGGAAUUCGGAGGCGAGCAGCUGACCGUCACACCUGACUCCAACACCAACAGCGCCGUGUACAAAUGCCUUUCGGAGGCAACCCAGGAGGACCUAUCCGUUGACGUGGCCCCAGCCUGUAACUUCAUUGGCGAGUUUAUGCAAAAAACUGGCUCUUCGUGCAUGUGCUCCCGAGUUAGGAUGGCCAUGACAAUCACCUUCCUGUGCCUGUGGUUCAGUGCCUUGGGAUUCACCGCCUACUUCUGCUGUGGACAGACCAGUCAGAAGAAAGCAGGGAAGAAAGGACACACCACUGCCAAAGACAAUGAGGAAGGGAUUUAUUCACCUGUGGGAAUUGCUGACACUGGAAACAAAGGGAGUGCCCAGGAUGAGGAGAUGCCUGGGCCCAGCUCGACUGAAGGAGACCUUGAUACCAACUACCAGGCCCUGAAUAAAGAGAAAGUCAGCAACUACAGUAUGAUUACUCCGACAGCUGCCAAGGCAGAUCCACAAGAUCCAAGGUAUCAGGCCCUGGGCAAGGACACAGAAGAAGACUACAGUGCGAUCAGUCCACAGGCGUCUGAGGGGGAGCCCGUGGUGACGUUCUCUGCUCUGAACAAAGAGGUCACGAUCGAGUUGCUUCUGCCAGAUGGAGCCAAUGGCCAGGAGUGAGGCAGUCAGCAGCUCAUUUACAAGGCCACACAUUCUCUGUAUAAAGCAAGCCCACGACCCUGGAUGAGAUCCCGGCCUGCAAGUCACUUGUUGUAACUGUCAGUCUAUAUAUAAGCUCCCUGAACUCCUCGAUUAGAUCCUAGCCUGGAACUCUCUCCCUGAGAUCUGUCAUUUAGAUGUCAAUUUGGUAAUUCUGCGAUUCGAUCCCAUCCUGGAACUCGCUGCCAAGUGUCUGAUACUGUAUAAACCCCCUGAAUCCAUCAAUUAGAUUGCAGCAUGUAACUCACACCUGGGUCGGCGUGAUUGUAGAUAUGUUCCCCCCUGAACACUGGUUUAUCUCCCAACCUGUAACAUACUCCAGGGCAGUUAUUAUUCAUUUUAUACCCCUCCCCUUCUCCCCUCCUCCCGGUCAGCUCGAUUAGAUCCCAGCCUGGGCUUGGCCCCAGGGUGG
Leucoraja erinaceus (little skate) is the source of this 1570-nucleotide messenger RNA. RefSeq lists its product as uncharacterized. The record is from RefSeq and is a predicted model, not a curated record. Bases 259 to 1119 code for a protein of 286 amino acids. NCBI's taxonomy places the organism in Eukaryota, Metazoa, Chordata, Chondrichthyes, Rajiformes, Rajidae. The transcript is spliced from 6 exons.